CGGUGUCGGCCAUCUUUAUUUCCAGGUGUUUUCACUUGUUCACCCGAGGCCUUAAUGCUAACUGGCUAAUCCUGAUGGGUUCGUGCAGAAGUGAGUAAAUGGGCCUUCAUCACCGGAGCGACAGAAUGUGGUGGAAAAGAAGAGUGACACCGGGAGUCUGUUGGUGAAUCAGUAUCCGAGACUCAAAGGUGGAGAGAAGAUUGACGAUCCCUGCUCGUAGACUGGCUGCUGCUGCUGCAGGACCUUCACUCUCACAUCCUCACUGGUGCUGACUGAUCAAAGCCUCCGCGAAGAUGAUGAAGCUGCAGAAACCACUGCUCCUCCUGGCUGCUCUGACGCUCUGCUGCUGCAUCGACACUCUGCACGCCUUUCGUCAGCGGGGGUGUCACUGCAUCCGGACGACUCCCGAUAAAGUCCCCGUUAGGUUCAUCAAGAAACUUGAGGUGAUCCCUAUUUCGGGACAAUGUCGCCGGACUGAGAUCAUCAUCACGAAGAGAAACGGCUACAAACUCUGUGUGGCUCCAGAAGAGAAGUGGAUCAAGGACCUGCUCGGAUAUCUGCAGAGCUCUCCGGAGCUGACAAAAGUGAGACCACAGUGUUUGAAUCACCCCCUGGUGGCUGGCUGCGGUAAAGUGAAAAUGAGACGACUGACAAAACCAGCAUUUCAACCACCCAUUCUCCCGCCCCGGACUUCUGAUCGCAUUUAUCAUCACACCCCAUUUACUUACAAGCUGUGAAUUAGAUGUAGGACAGUUGAUUUAUGGUUCAACCUUUAACACCAGUCUUCUGCCACUGAUUGGUGUUUCUUCCCUUUGGAUUUUAUAUUAUUAAACUUUGUUCACUGAGCAAGUGAGAAACUUUAUCUCACUGCAGUUUCACAUAUUCUUCUCUGAAACUGUUCAAAUGUGUCAGCGUUGACAUUUUGUCAUCAGGAAAUGUAAUUUGAAGCAAAAAACUGAUUCUUUUAAUAAAAAUCUGAUGUUUUAAAUCUA
This is a messenger RNA of Paralichthys olivaceus (Japanese flounder), 992 nucleotides long. Lineage: Eukaryota; Metazoa; Chordata; Actinopteri; Pleuronectiformes; Paralichthyidae. The record is from RefSeq and is a predicted model, not a curated record.